CGACAAGUGCAGAAAAACAACUAUGGAUCCGUAAGCAGAAAAGGAUCUCCAUCGAUUCCAUCGCUCCACCACAAUUGGUGGGGAUUAAAUAAGAACACUACACAGACCGCAAAAGAAAGCCAACCCUUUUCAGAUUCCUCAGAACACUAAUUCUCAGACUCAGUUUACAUCAGUGGAAGUUGUUUCAGGAAUCUUCAAGUCCUGCGUUAGAGUUUGACCUGGGUAAUUAAUUCUGUCUCCUUCUGAGCCUUCCAUUACAAUAUUAACCGACUUUCAGGAACAAAAUCUCAACUGUGUUCUUCGUCAAGUUCCAAGCUUGGUAGUAGUAUUCUGACUGAAAUGAGUGUCAUUUCCUUCCCUCGGGAUGAACUUCUUUUUCCCUUAAGAUCUUCAUCAUCUCUUGUCUUUAUGUGUUUGUCCAACGUUUCAAUAUGGAAGUCUCUUGAUCAGUUCCUUCAUUGUUCUUUUCCCAGGCAAGUUUGACAGCUAGGCUUAAAGAGAAAAACAUAGAAACAGAAUUUUGAAUGAUGAUACCUUCGGCUUCAUCGUUGAUAAGUGUCACAUUUCUGCAGAAAGUUUGUAUCUUUACGAACAAACAUCUUUGGCUCCACAAUAGAUUCUCAAAAAGAAACCAAAUUUAGCCUGAGCCACAGAAUUUCAUUCCUUGUUUGACUUGCAACUUUGACGUUGAACAUCUUGCUUUUGCUACCAGGGAAUCUCUUUUGACCUUGUUGCAGGCUAACAGAGGAAGCGUGUCAGAAAAAUGUAUCUGGUGGAGAGCAAAGGGGGAGCUAUAGCUUGUAUGUUCUUGUCCCUCUUCUUCUUGGGGACAUGGCCAGCUAUCUUGACUCUACUCGAACGUCGAGGACGCCUUCCUCAACACACUUACCUUGAUUACUCCAUAACCAAUCUCCUAGCUGCAGUCAUUAUAGCCUUGACAUUUGGCCAGAUUGGGAGCAGCACUCAUGAAAGCCCUAACUUUUUCCCUCAGCUUUCUCAGUUGGGAGAUAAUUGGCCUUCAGUUCUUUUUGCCAUGGCUGGCGGUUUAGUUCUCAGCCUUGGCAAUCUCUGCACACAGUAUGCUUGGGCUUUUGUUGGCCUGUCUGUCACAGAAGUCAUCACUUCUAGCCUUGUUGUAGUUAUAGGAACAACCUUAAACUAUUUCUUGGAUAACAAAAUCAACAGAGCAGAGAUUCUAUUCCCAGGAGUGGCUUGCUUCUUCAUUGCUGUUUGUUUUGGUUCAGCUGUCCAUUCAUCGAAUUCUGCAGAUAACAAAGCCAAGCUCAGUAGCUUACCAACUGAUCGGAAAAAUGGUGAAAAUGUUGGAAAUGGUAGCAAUACUGGAAACAAGGCGGUAGCUGGAACAGCAGAUUUCCUUAUUGAACUUGAAAACCGAAGAUCCAUCAAGGUAUUUGGGAAGAGCACGAUGAUAGGCUUGGCCAUAACAUUCUUCGCGCGGCUUCUGCUUCUCUCUCUUCUCACCAGCUUUCAACUUGGCAACCAACGAUCAAUGGCACGCGCAUAUCUCAACGACUGGAACGGCAGAGGUUGGGCUUUUCUGGCUGGUCUUCUGUGUGGGUUUGGGAAUGGGUUGCAGUUUAUGGGAGGCCAAGCUGCUGGUUAUGCAGCUGCAGAUGCUGUUCAGGCACUACCACUUGUGAGCACAUUUUGGGGGAUACUGAUCUUCAAAGAGUACCGAAAAUCUUCCAGAAGAACAUACAUAUUGCUUGUGGCUAUGCUUUCCAUGUUCAUUGCUGCCGUCGGAAUCCUCAUGGCGUCUUCUGGCCAUCGAAAAUGACCAGUCUUUGAUGCAUGGAUAAUCAAUUUUCUUGGGAAGAAGUAUGUAACACACUGUUGUCUAUUAUAGUAGGAAAAUCAAAACUUCCUUACAAAUUCAAUAUAUGGUAAACUUUUGUUGCUAAUAAGGCCCAGCGAGAAAACGGCUGCGCCUAGGGAUGGCAAUGGGGCGGGUUUGGGGCGGGUUUGUCUAAAUCAUCCCCAUCUUCAAAUACCCAAACCCAUACCCGCCCCAUACCCAUGCGGGGAAUGUUUUGCAAACCCAUCCCCAUACUCGUGGGUUUCGGGUACCCAUGGGUAAUACCCGUACCCAAAAUUUAUUAUACCUAAAAUUUACAAGAAAGUUUUUAAUUAUUACUCUAAACGAACCUAUUAUUUCAUGAAGUCAACAAAACACGAUCAUUUUCUUAAUACGGUUCAAAGUAUAUGAUUCUAAAACAUCCAUUAAUACAUAAUAUAGAGUAUAAUAUUUUUCAAAUUAUUAUCUUCUAACUCUUAUACAUCUACUAAGUAAUAAUUAACUAACAUAAUCUUGUAGACAAGGGGGAAAGUGAAAGGAGAAUUGAGGGAAAUGAAUUAGAUUUUGAUUA
Molecule: messenger RNA, 2387 nt
Organism: Linum trigynum
Lineage: Eukaryota; Viridiplantae; Streptophyta; Magnoliopsida; Malpighiales; Linaceae
Source: the annotation of a GenBank genome assembly